GGAACAGUGAGAGGACUGGAGCAGCUCUGGCUGUCUGUGUGCUAUCUGUAAGGAUCUACGGGGCUGGGGAAAAAGAGAUAAGUAUGCAGUGUGUACAGUAGCACUGUAAGGAGGGCCUCUUUGUUCACAGGGCUGCUAGUUCUGCUGAACUCAUUCACUACCUCACACAGACCCUCACUGUGCUGCUGCUGCUGUGCUGCUGCUUCAGGGGUUAUUAUGGCCAGUGAGAAGCUGUACAGAGUCUACCAUGGACUUCCAGUACCUAAGAUUGCUCAUACAGAAGAGAGCCUGAGCUACUUAGAGGCGUUUGAAGUCACGGAUGACGAUAUAUUUGCUGUUACAUAUCCUAAAUCCGGUACAACAUGGAUGCAGGAAAUCCUCCCCUUGCUGCUGAAUGGAGGAGAUCUUCAGCCAGUGGAGAAAAUUCCCAACUGGGACAGGGUUCCUUGGCUUGAGGAGACACGUCUCGCCCUGGUCGUGGACAAGUUGACCCCUCCACGAGCCAUGGUGUCCCAUAUGCAUUAUCACCUGAUGCCUCCCUCGUUCCACUCUUCUAAAGCCAAGGUCAUUUACAUUGCAAGAAACCCCAAAGAUAUCUUGGUGUCUUCUUUUUAUUUCCACCAAAUGGCCAGCUUUCUGGAUGAUCCAGGAACGUUUGAAGAGUUCACUGAGAAGUUUCUAGCUGGACAGGUUCUUUUUGGAAAGUGGACCGAUCAUGUGAAGAGCUGGAGAAACACAGAUCUAGGAGACCGGAUUCUGUACAUCACUUACGAGGAGCUGAUCCAGGAUCUUCGGGAGGUUCUGAAGCGCAUUUUGCACUUUCUUGGACGGGAGAUGAGCGAAGAUGCUCUGGAUCGUGUGACUGAUCACUGUCUGUUUGAAAACAUGAAGAAAAACCAAAUGUCUAAUUACUCUCUGGUGCCUAAGGACAUCAUGGAUAGCAAUAAGUCACCUUUUCUCAGAAAAGGGAUUUCUGGAGACUGGAAAAAUCACUUCAGCCCUGAGUUGGAGGCCAAAUUCAACACUGUCAUUCGUAAAGAAAUGGAGGGCAGUGGUGUAGAGUUUCCAUGGGAUAAAGAAUGAAAAAUGCCUUUAUUUAAAUGAAUUAAAGAGUUACUGUAGUCCAUUCCAAAUAUAUAUUCAUAAAAAUCACUGUAUUCUCAGCUGUUUUUUUGGCAGCUGCAAUAACGGUUGGUUUCUUCAGUCAGUUGAACUUGCAUAAGGUGUGAAACAGUGCAGUUAAGUGGAGCCCCUUUGUCUGUUUAUUGCAAAAGCAACACACACUCCUGAAGCUCUUGUGCAAAUCAAAGGUUGCUAGAACAAAGACCACAAACGGCAAAGCACACACACACACACACACACACACACACAUAAAACAAACACACACACACAACAGCCGUAAACAAUAAACAAAGCACUGGCAAACUAAGAAAAUCAGUGUGUUUUAUAACAGGGCUGUGUAUUAAAAAGAGCCUGACAAUAUGAUAUAUAUAUAUAUAUAUAUCACAAUACAGGGGAUACAAUAUACGAUUGAUAUAUGUAUAUAUAUGAUUUUUUUUAAAUAUGAUUUUUUUGGAAACCAAAACUAUACUUAUAAAAAACACACAUCAAAUACAAUACAUAAUAUAUAUAUAUAUAUAUAUAUAUUGAUCUUUUAUACUUACAUAAUUAUUUGAAAGAUCAAAAUGUUGUACAUUUAAAUUAUACUUUAAAAAAUAAUGAAUAAUAUUUAACAGUGCAAUUCACACAUUUAAGUUUAAACAAGGCUUUGUUUAAGUAGUGACAUUUGCUUAUUUUAAAUUUGCAUAUUUUAAAUAUUCGGAUCCAUAAAUCUCUCAAUAAACAAGAAACAUCUUUGGUUCUCAAAAAAAACAUAAACUUUGUCAGAUAAAAAUAUAACCAUAUAAGAAUAUAACCAUAAAAUCAUUACCACCAAUCACAGAGUUGUCUCAUCUAGUUUAUAUCUAUGACUUUUUGAAUCAUAUAAAAUCUGAAAAGUUAAAGCUAAGAACUAAACAAAACUAACAUGAAAAUAAAUGAAUAACACCUUUAAAUAUUUCAGUUUAUAAAAUGUUGUAUGAAUGCAAUCAAAAUACAACAAAUUCUGAUUCAGAUGUAUAUGUCAGUUUUUAAGCUAAAGGAAAAUAAAAGUUUUAUUUUUAUUUCAAUCAGAACAGUGGAAUCUGAGGACACACUGUCUAGUGAGCGGCAUUUAAACACAACAGUCUAAUAUAACUCAACUGUCUGUAUGUAUGGAUUGAACUGCUGACUGGAACUCUUUUAAUCCUUUUAAUCGUGUUGAUUGAUGAUUAAACCAACAAUGAACAUAAUCAUAUAUUGUUGUAAUGUUACUGCAUUUUUUCAAAGUUUUAAUAAGUUAUGUACUUAUAUACCAGCAGAGAAAAAGAAUAAAGUCUGCUGCUCUAAA
This is a messenger RNA of Astyanax mexicanus (Mexican tetra), 2428 nucleotides long. Its product is annotated as sulfotransferase 2B1-like. Gene Ontology annotation, molecular function: sulfotransferase activity. The coding region runs from base 217 to 1083 and encodes 288 amino acids. Lineage: Eukaryota; Metazoa; Chordata; Actinopteri; Characiformes; Acestrorhamphidae. Gene Ontology annotation, biological process: sulfation. Gene Ontology annotation, cellular component: cytoplasm. The transcript is spliced from 6 exons. The record is from RefSeq and is a predicted model, not a curated record.